GGUGGAUGUACAUCAUCAUCGAUACCAAACAUCGAUGAUAUGCAUUUAUCGAUGCUUCUUGCACCCCAAUAUCCACACAAGCGUUGCCAGCUGAUCACCCGCUGCUUUGUUUAUCAAUGAAAGCGCGCCGAAAUUGCAAAUUCGCAAAGAAAUACAUUCAUUAAUUAGAAAUUUGAUGAAGUGCACAUUAGAGGGAAACAAUGCACGCGUCAUUGCCAAGGCAAUACAAUCACUGUCCAAAGUGGGCAAAGAGCUUUUCAUUGAAGCAGACCUAAAUGGACUCCGGAUGCGCACCAUUAAUGCAACACAAUCGGCGGUGGGCAGCAUCAGCUUCAGCCGCUCAAUGUUUGAUAUGUUUCAGCUGCCAACUAGCGGCGAUUGCUGUUGUAAAAUCUCCAUGAAGCCGUGCCUCGGCGUAUUUCGCAAUAUGAAACAGGUGGAGCACUGCGAGCUGAGCAUCGUGGGUAAUCACACCAAAUUCCAAGUCAAUUUACGCUGCAAGCUGGAGACCACAAAGCAGGCGCUCAUUGCAAUUGUGGAUGAACAGAACAUUACCUCGGCUGUACCAACUGAUCAGUGUGCAAAUAUAUUGCGGGGCGACCACAAGCUAUUCAUGGAGAUAUCGAAUAGCUUCAAUGCCUCGGAGGAGGAACUAACGCUGGAGGCCACGCCCGACAGCCUGUCGGCCAAGAACUACAUUGAAGGCGCUCGUGUCAAUGACAAGUUCAUGCGCUCCCAGCUGAAACUGAAGCCAAGUGAAUUUGAACAUUAUCAGGUGCCGGAGGGAUCGGUCAUUACGUUUUGCAUCAAGGAAUUCCGUGCAUUUCUGCUCUUUGCCGAAGCACUGAAUGCACAAAUGACACUGGAGUUUGACGAUGCAGGCAGUCCAUUUAUUGUGAAGAUUAAGAAACAUCGCGAAAUUGAAUGUUUGCUGAUUCUAUCAACGCUAUCACCCGAUGAUGUUAGUUUCUCUGUGGAAUACUGUCCGCGCGAGAUUACCAUGUGUAAUCAAAGCAAUGGCACUCAAAAACGUAAGAGUAGCACACCUGGACCAGAAGUCCAACAGAAACGUCGCCUGGCUGAAGACACAACUCUGUCGGAUGUGGCCACGUCGCUCUUUCAGUUUCGCGAUCAUCAACCAGAUCAUCGGCCAUCUGUGGCACCUUCAAUACAGCCUGCACGCUUGCUGGCCGAUGGUGACACUGUGGAUGUGGUUGAGGAUGAGGCUGAUGAGGAAGCGUUGCUGCUGGCCGUAUCCGAUGCCAUGGAGGCGAGCCAAGCGAUGCCUCCCGGCAGCACUGAGGUGUGUUUCAUCAAUACGGAGGAUGCGCCGCCCACGCUAAUGCCUCCAGAAAUGCACGAAGACAUCGCGGAAGAGGAUGAGGAGGAGAGCAUACCACAGUCCCCAGAACGAGAGCGAAAUCGGAUGGUGCGUACCAUAUUUUCGCGGUGCUUCCAAAACACUUUUGUGCCACGUGAGCCGUCGCCCAAUAGUCAAGUUUAUGCCGCGAAUUCGGAUACAGAGGAUUAGACUAGUUUGUUCGUUUAUUUAUAAACACCGUUUAAACAUGUGCAUGUCCAGAAA
This is a messenger RNA of Drosophila grimshawi, 1585 nucleotides long. It is a transcript of the gene Rad9, whose product is annotated as cell cycle checkpoint control protein RAD9A. The record is from RefSeq and is a predicted model, not a curated record. The coding region runs from base 176 to 1531 and encodes 451 amino acids. Gene Ontology annotation, biological process: DNA repair; mitotic intra-S DNA damage checkpoint signaling; cellular response to ionizing radiation. The transcript is spliced from 4 exons. Lineage: Eukaryota; Metazoa; Arthropoda; Insecta; Diptera; Drosophilidae. Gene Ontology annotation, cellular component: checkpoint clamp complex.